This is a messenger RNA of Cololabis saira (Pacific saury), 2150 nucleotides long. It is a transcript of the gene oatx, whose product is annotated as organic anion transporter X. The transcript has 16 exons. Gene Ontology annotation, cellular component: membrane. Gene Ontology annotation, molecular function: transmembrane transporter activity. NCBI's taxonomy places the organism in Eukaryota, Metazoa, Chordata, Actinopteri, Beloniformes, Belonidae. Gene Ontology annotation, biological process: transmembrane transport. The record is from RefSeq and is a predicted model, not a curated record. The coding region runs from base 116 to 1858 and encodes 580 amino acids.
AUCCAUCUGUCCACUCCUCCGUCUCUGCAUCUAGUCAUUCGCCAGCCUUCAGACUCUCUGACAACUCCACACACCUGAUCCAGCUGUCGCAAUUGUAGCUGUCCCUGUCGCAGGGAUGGGCUUCACUGACCUGCUGGACGAAGUGGGCGGAUUUGGCAGGUAUCAGUGGCUCCAUGUAACUCUCAUCAGUUUACCUGGGUUGAUGAUGGCAAGUCAGAACCUGCUCAACAAUUUUGUCUCAGGAAUACCCACCCACUACUGCAGCCUGCCGGCCAAUCAGAGCCUGCACAACCUAUCAGUCAUCUUCCAGAUGGACCAGACACAGCUGUUGAAAGCUUUCAUCCCUCCGGAUCCUUCAGGAAAAAGACUGGACCGCUGCAAAAGAUAUGUGGAGCCUCAGUGGCACCUUUUAGACACUAAAAGCUCAUUUAACAUAAGCGAGCUACCAACUGAAGACUGUGUGGAUGGAUGGACCUUUGAUCGAUCCGAGUUUGACGCCACAACUGUUUCCGAGUGGGGCCUGGUGUGUUCUCUGCGUCCUCUCAAACAAAUGAUUCAAACUAUCUAUAUGGGCGGAGUCCUAGCAGGUGCAAUCAUCUAUGGCGGUCUGUCAGACAGGUACGGAAGGCGGUCUGUCCUUAUCUGGUCAUACCUGCAGCUGGCCGUGCUCGGAACUAGCUCUGCCCUAUCUCCUUCAUACUCUGCCUACUGCAUUUUCCGGUUCCUGAGUGGCAUGGCGGUGUCUGGAAUCAUCAUCAACGGAGUCUCCUUGAAGGUGGAGUGGAUCCCUACCAAGACCAGGACGCUAGUGGGGACGCUCAGCUCCUUCUUCUUCACCUUCGGUCAAAUGAUCCUGGCGGGGGCUGCCUACUGGCUGAGAGACUGGAGGAAACUGCAGGUGUUCGUCUGCGCUCCUCAUUUGCUGUACUUCGCCUACAGCUGGUGGUAUUCAGAAUCAGCUCGCUGGUUAGUUAUGAAACGUCGGUCUGAAGAUGCCCUGAAGUGUCUUCACAGAGUUGCUCGAAUCAAUGGAAAAUCUGAGGUUAUUGACAAACUGACAAUAGAGGUUCUCCACUCUCACAUGAGUAAAGAGAUCGAAUCAAGCCGCUCAUCGUUCACAGCGUUUGACCUGAUAAAGACCCAAGGAAUGAGACGCGUCUCCAUCUGUCUGGUCGCUGUCUGGUUCGCCACCAGUUUUGCUUACUAUGGUUUGGCGAUGGACCUGCAGAAGUUUGGGGUGAGUAUUUACCUGGUCCAGAUCAUCUUUGGAGCAGUAGAUAUUCCUGCCAAACUGAUGGCUCUGGGCAUGCUCAGUUAUCUGGGGAGAAGGGUGUCUCAGGUGUCCUGCCUCUUCCUGUCGGCCAUCAUCAUCUUUGCCAACAUCUUUGUCCCUACAGACAUGCAGACCCUCAGGACUGCGCUUGCCUGCCUGGGUAAGGCCUUCACCUCAGCCUCCUUCACCACGGUCUACCUGUACACCGGAGAGCUUUACCCCACCGUCAUCAGGCAGACGGGAAUGGGAUUCGUCUCCACAAUGGCGCGGAUCGGGAGCAUGGCAGCACCGGCAGUACUAAUCCUGGAUGAGGUACUUCCUGCUCUGCCUAGCAUCGUCUAUGGGGGUGCUGCAGUGAUCGCCAGCGGGUUCGCCUGCUUCCUACCGGAGACGCUCAAUGAGCCACUGCCCGACACUAUCGACGAUGUGGAGGAAAAAUGGUCUCGACAAAGCUCCAGCUCCAGGCAGAAAGAGGGCGUGGUACUAAAUGAUGACGUGCAGUUUCCUGGGGGUGUGGUGCCUAAAGAAGGAGUGGCUUUGAAAGAUCUGAAGGACACAGAAGGGAGUGGUCUCAACGCGCUCUGACCAAUCAGAUGACGCGGCAUUCAAAUCAGAACAAAUGACACAGGGAGGCAGUUAUUUUAAAAGUAAACAAAAUCAUUUUCAUACAGUAGUCAAAAUCAAACAAGUGAUUGAUUACAGGUGGACGGAUCGGAACAAAAUCAAGCCAGUACAGGAAGUGGAAAAGUCUGUAACAAGUUUGAUCUUUUCUUGAGGAAUCAGUUAUGACUAACAGAAAUGAAUGUGAUUGUGAUGAACUAAUUCAAGUUACUGAUAACAUGCUAUAGUCUGAAACACUCAGAGUGAGCAGCUGAGG